Aspergillus saccharolyticus JOP 1030-1 is the source of this 783-nucleotide messenger RNA. Its product is annotated as RpiB/LacA/LacB family sugar-phosphate isomerase. The coding region runs from base 104 to 604 and encodes 166 amino acids. Gene Ontology annotation, molecular function: isomerase activity. Gene Ontology annotation, biological process: carbohydrate metabolic process. The record is from RefSeq and is a predicted model, not a curated record. Lineage: Eukaryota; Fungi; Ascomycota; Eurotiomycetes; Eurotiales; Aspergillaceae. The transcript has a single exon. Gene Ontology annotation, cellular component: intracellular anatomical structure.
CCUUGGCCUUUAUCAGACGUCUUUUUUUUACCUCCUCCCUACCCUUCACCUUCACAAGAUUCCUCCACUUUAAACACCACCAGUUUAUCUCUUGAAAGUGAUCAUGUCUGCCGAUCUCAAGCCCCUCCGCAUUGUCAUGGCCUGCGAUGAGGCGGGUCAGCCCUACAAAGAGACCCUCAAAGCCGCCCUGGAAAAAAGUUCACUGGUCGACUCCAUCCUCGAUGUGGGCGUCAACUCCACCAGCGACAAGACUGCUUACCCUCAUCCUGCUGUCGCUGGCGCCAAACUCAUCAAGGAGGGCAAGGCAGACCGCGGGCUGUUCAUUUGCGGGACUGGUCUCGGUGUCGCUAUUUCUGCAAAUAAGGUGCCUGGAAUUCGUGCUGUGACGGCUCACGACUCCUUCUCCGUCGAGCGCUCUAUUCUCAGCAAUGAUGCUCAGGUUCUCUGCUUUGGCCAGCGCGUCAUUGGUAUCGAACUGGCCAAAAAGCUCGCCAACGAGUGGUUAACCUACCGCUUCGAUCCCAAGAGUGCCUCUGCCGAAAAGGUCCAAGCUAUUUCCGACUACGAAGCCCAGCUCUUCGGCGAAGCUGCUGCUGCUCAGUAGACGGCAUGGAUUGUCAACGAGUUCCAUAUACAUUCACGAUACAAUAAUUCGUCAAUCAACCAACUUGAAACUCCCUUCCUGCCUUUCAGGGAAUGGCAAUUAAUCUAGCCUUGUCUACGAUACCUUCCACACGCGAGACGAGCUGGUUGCGGACUGGAUCCCAGCCUAUUUGCGGAGUA